GGAAUAUGCCCCUCGUUAUCAGACUCGGUGUAUCCGCGUCAGCUAUCAAUUGUCCGUCAUAAGGCUCGGCGCUACUUAACAAAACAACAUCUCAGGUUCCGAGAUGCGACCUUGAAGAUCUGAUGUCUGCCUGACGCAGCUUCAGCUGCCGGUCAGCUUUCUAUGGUGUUGUGGCCUGAGACAAAUUCACGUCUCAGGUUUGGGGACACAUGCACGUCAGACCAUAGGUCAAGCAACAUCGGCCACUAAUACUUUAGAAGAUAAGGUAUCCUUCCACCUUGCUCUUGCUCUUCCAUAGAGGGGAUUGUGGAGACGCCCACCCCAUUACCCUCCUGCCGCGGUUAAAUCACUAUCGCGAUGGCUCAUGAGAAUCCAACGUCUCCGAAUGCGAUCCCGCCGCGUAAAUCCUCGCAUGGAAUGGUAGCUGCGACCGCACCAGCGCAUCCGAUCAGCAUGGCAGAGAAACCAAUCUUGCGACCGCUCCCCGAAGAGAAUUGGAUAUCGUCGAGAAGGAGGCAGACUACAACGUUGCUGCCUCCGCCAGAGGAUCUCAAAGAUCUAGGCAACGACCUAAUACAUCAAACCAAACAACCAUGGAAUGUAGAGAAAGAGAAGAUUCUGUUGGCACCUUACGACUAUCUGUAUGGUCAUCCCGGGAAAGACAUUCGGUCGCAGCUGAUUGCAGCCUUCAACAAAUGGCUCAAGGUGCCGCCGGAUAGCUUGUCGAUCAUAACAAAAGUUGUGGGCAUGCUACAUACAGCAUCGCUGUUGGUGGAUGACGUGGAAGACUUCUCUUCGCUUCGUCGUGGAGUGCCGGUAGCACAUAAUAUUUUCGGAACAGCACAAACAAUCAAUAGCGCAAAUUACAUAUAUUUUGUAGCGCUACAAGAGCUGUCGAAAUUAAACUCGCCCGAUUCCCUCCUGAUCUAUACAGAAGAGCUGCUCAAUCUUCACCGAGGGCAGGGCAUGGACCUCUAUUGGCGUGACACAUUGACCUGUCCCACCGAAGCGGACUAUCUCGAGAUGGUGCACAACAAGACUGGUGGUCUCUUUCGGUUGGCUAUCAAGCUGAUGCAAGCCGAGAGCAGUGUCAAGAUCGAAUGCCUGCCGCUAGUAAACACGAUCGGGCUGCUUUUCCAGAUCCUCGAUGACCACCUGAAUCUGUCCACGUACACGUCGGCGAAGGGCUUCUGCGAGGAUCUGACGGAAGGAAAAUUCUCUUUCCCAGUCAUUCAUGCCAUGCGCGCCGAUCCGUCGAGUCUUGUGCUGAUUAGUAUUCUGAAGCAGAAGCCAACGGAUGAAGACGUGAAGAAGUACGCAGUCGCGUACAUGGACAGUAUGGGAAGCUUCGAGUACAGCAAGAAAUGUAUCAUGGAACUAAACAACAAAGCUCAUACAUUUGUGGAGCAGCUUGAGUCACAGCUAGGCUCGGAAGGAAAGGAGGGAGCGGAAGGUAUCAGGCAUAUCUGUGAUAAGAUGGUAGAGAAGCUGCAGGAGCCUGUUGUGAAGGUGUAAAGCGUUGUAAUAUGUAUGUACCAAAACACGUGGGUCGAUGUAUUGGUUACUUAAUGCUUGGCAGAUCCCAAAUGUCACGGUAUACGCGAAAUGCACA
Molecule: messenger RNA, 1612 nt
Organism: Pseudovirgaria hyperparasitica
Lineage: Eukaryota; Fungi; Ascomycota; Dothideomycetes; Acrospermales; Acrospermaceae
Product: geranylgeranyl pyrophosphate synthetase
Exons: 2
Coding region: 358-1515 (385 amino acids)
Biological process (GO): isoprenoid biosynthetic process
Molecular function (GO): prenyltransferase activity
Source: RefSeq, a predicted model, not a curated record